GGAUUUUUGGGUUGGAGAAAAGGCUCUUUCUCUGUUUCUUCGUUUCAAAGAAGAAGAAGAGAGUCUGGAUCAGCACGUAAUCUGUCUCACAUUCUCAUAGAUCUCUCUCUGCACCUUCUGCUUCCAUUUCUACUUCCAAGAGCGUUUCAUUCUGUUCCAACCACCCGCAAUGUGGAGGUUCAAGCCUUUUAUGCACAAGGAGCCAGCUGGUCUUGAAGGCCGCUCUCUCGACGUUGGGACACUCAAGAUUCAUGUGAGGAAUGUCAUUGCUGAAGGAGGGUUCUCUUGCGUUUACUUGGCCCGGGACCUUGUCCAUACCUCAAAGCAGUAUGCUUUGAAGCACAUCAUUUGUAAUGACGAAGAGCUGCUCGACUUGGUCAUGAAGGAAAUCUCCGUCAUGAAGGUGCUCAGAGGACAUCCCAAUGUUGUCACUCUCUAUGCCCACGCCAUCAUGGAUUCGGGCCGCACUAAGGAGGCCCUACUUGUCAUGGAAUAUUGUGACAAGUCUCUGGUUACUGUACUGGAUAACCGAGGAGCUGGGUUUUUUGAUGAGAAUCAGGUCCUCUCUAUCUUCAGAGAUGUGUGUACCGCAGUUUUUGCAAUGCACAUGCAGUCCCCUCCCAUUGCUCAUAGGGAUUUAAAAGCAGAAAAUCUUCUGUUGGGGUCAGAUGGACUAUGGAAAUUGUGUGAUUUUGGAAGCACUUCCACCAACCACAAGCGCUUCGAGAAGCCUGAAGAAAUGGGUAUUGAAGAAGACAUUAUCAGAAAGCACACAACACCUGCCUACAGGGCCCCUGAGAUGUGGGAUCUAUUUCGGAGAGAACUCAUCAAUGAGAAAGUGGACAUAUGGGCUCUUGGCUGCCUUCUCUUCCGCAUUUGCUACUUCAAAAGUGCAUUCGAUGGAGAGUCAAAGCUGCAGAUCUUAAAUGGAAACUAUCGCAUUCCGGAGUUACCUAAAUACAGCUCAUCGAUUACAGAUCUCAUCAAAGACAUGCUUCAGGCAUCACCAGACGACAGACCAGACAUCACGCAGGUGUGGUUUCGUGUUAAUGAGCUGUUACCAGUGGGUUUACAGAAGCCGUUACCUGAUGUGCAACCUGAAAUGCUUUGUUCUGGAAAACAUGAAGGUUCUUCAAGGCCCGCAAACAAGUCCCCGGAAAUGCCUCGCAGAAGCCCACCCCCACCACCUGCGGUGGGAGAAUCAGCUAGAAAUCCAUCACAACUGUCAAAUAUGGCCAAGGCGGGAGGUGGAGGGCCACUUGGUGCAUUCUGGUCCACUCAGCAUGCUGAGGAGUUGCUUGUUACUGAAGAAAAGAGUAUACCUAAGUUUGAUGAUUCUACUCAUCCUUCACCCAAGAAUGGUUCUCGUGCAAAAGUGGAAAAUACUCCACCAUAUGCUGCACCGCACAAGCAUGAAGAUGGAAUUCCAAAGGACAUUGAAAUAAAUUUCUUCCAGAAGGAUACCAACCAUGGUGCUGAGAGGCCGAAGGCAUCCAAGCCUGAAAAUGCAACUAGUUUUCAAGAUGAUGCAUUUAGCUCCUUUGUUGCUGAUUUUGAUACUACUAAACUCAGCAUUGGAACUGGUAAUAGUAAAUCAGGAAAAGAAGAAGCCUUAGGAACUGCAGUAGAGAGAUUGAAGGAGAAGCUGAGCCAAGCCAACUUAGAAAAGGCUGAAAUAACUUCCAAAUUUGAAAAGCUAUCAGCCAUCUGCCGAUCUCAAAGGCAAGAGUUGCAGGAGCUUAAGCAGAUGCUUGCAGCUAGAACACCGUCACCGAAUAAAGAUGCUUUGAGAAAUCAAACCUCACCUGGCAUUCAGUCAUCUGCAACCCCACCGCAGAGGAAGGAGAUAGAAGGAACCAUUUAUGAACUCCAGCAGAAUAAAUCUGACAGGAAAACUCCGAGUCCAGAAGCAAAGUCAUGGCAGCCGUUUGCAGAACCACCACAGGCUUCUUCAUCAGACAACAGUGUCAAAUCUGUCAGGACAAGAAAUGGUCAGCAGAACAAGCAAGCUACGACUCAAGUAAAUACUGGUGUUGAGUCGUGGGGUUUUGGAACAGAGAGCUUUUCUGCUGUGCCCACUGGAAGUGCUCAGAUAUCAAGACCUAUGGGUGAAGGAAAUAUGUCUCAGCGUUUUGGUGACGCUAAGGCUAUGGAGAGCAAGCCAGCUUCUCAACCUGCUGGAUGGGCUGGUUUCUAAUAGAGAGCCAUCUGGUGUACUUUCUGUCAGGAGGUUUGAUGACAACCCUGACAUUUGUUGUUGCAACAUUCCCGGAGGCAAGUGAGGGUGGAAAGCAAAGUGGUGCAUGCCUUUGAUUUGAAUUUGAGUUGUGCUUUUGAGUGCUCUGUGUUUUAUAGAAUUUGUGAUACCUCUUCUGUUGUAGAACAUGUACACAUGUUUAUCUGGACCAAGUAACAGACUUCAAGUGUAUACUAAGCUGCAUAUGUGAAUUGUUGGCUAUGACAAUAAUCUGUUUUAUAGGUUCCCAUCUCUGAUGAA
This is a messenger RNA of Argentina anserina (silverweed cinquefoil), 2497 nucleotides long. RefSeq lists its product as uncharacterized. The coding region runs from base 170 to 2197 and encodes 675 amino acids. NCBI's taxonomy places the organism in Eukaryota, Viridiplantae, Streptophyta, Magnoliopsida, Rosales, Rosaceae. The transcript is spliced from 8 exons. Gene Ontology annotation, molecular function: ATP binding; protein serine/threonine kinase activity. Gene Ontology annotation, cellular component: cytoplasm. Gene Ontology annotation, biological process: protein phosphorylation. The record is from RefSeq and is a predicted model, not a curated record.